Spodoptera littoralis (African cotton leafworm) is the source of this 2904-nucleotide messenger RNA. The record is from the annotation of a GenBank genome assembly. NCBI's taxonomy places the organism in Eukaryota, Metazoa, Arthropoda, Insecta, Lepidoptera, Noctuidae.
AUGAACGAGCCUCCUGUUGUCAAUGGCCUCAAGGAGACCAAUAAGGCACUUAUUUCGAGAAAUUCUACGGUCAAAGCGAAGACACCCGAGCCCCGGUCUCCUCGACUGCUACCUCCGAUCUAUGGAGAUGUUGCUAGCUCCUCUGGUCGUGCCAUACCAGUGUACCGACCUCCAAAAGAAGAACAGAGCUGGUCGCGGUUCCACAGCGGCUGCAGACAGAGGCAUUCCAUCUACUUGGACUGGAGUGCUGUCAAGACGGAGAAGAAGUAUACAGGGAGUAUGCCUAAGCGGAACAAGGCGAGGUCCGUAACUUCUUUCAAAGAUGCAGAAGAACAAGACGUAGCGGAGUAUUUAGAUAAGAAUAAAGAUUUCCUUGAAGCCUACGUCACGGAGCGAAUUCCAGCUGAUACCAUUCAGAAAUGGCUGCAGAUGAAGACAAAGAGACAUUAUAUUGCUCCCUCAACAUACAAUCACAGACAGAUGAUGACCUUCAAGAAAACCGAGGAGUUUAACAAGAAGGAAGUGUUUUCGGAUCUUCUAAGAGUUCUGAAAGAUGACCCUAAUGAACACUCUGUUCUCUGGGAGCUGGCCAACUACAUCACCAGCUCAGUUGGUGUGGAUGCGCAUCGAGUCUACAAGCUGUACCCUGAUCAUCCAAGCUUCGUUCAAUUCUUCGUCGUCGAUAUUAAGCCAUCUAGAGACGUUAUAAGAAGUUUAGUCAGAGCAUACGCUGACCAAGUGUACCUGGUGUUGGAAGUGGCAAAGAGUGGAGCGUGUCGUCGUGUAUCGAGACUAGAUGACGCUGCCAGAUUCCCGGAGACUCCUGUCGCUUUGUUCAAGUCCAUGGGCAAGAAUGUCAAACAAGCAAACCAUGUGAUGUACCAACCGAUCCUGACGAAGAAUGGGAAGACAGCAUACGUGAUAGAGAUGUGGAGAAUUAAGGAGAGGUUCAAAGAAGUAGAUGAGGAGAUCAGCUCCAAUUUCCUGGUGUUAGGCAGUCUGGCGUUACAUUACUGCAAUCUGUACCUGGACAAGAAGAGGGAGAGGAAUAUGUCCGACUUUCUUCUGGAUGUUGUUAAAGCCAUAUUUGAAGAAAUGGUUUCUUUGGACCAGCUGAUAAAAAGAAUAUUAGAAUUUGCCCAACGUCUGGUCAAUGCUGAUCGAGCGUCACUCUUCUUGGUUGACUAUAGGAACUUCGAACUGGUCUCCACAGUUUUUGAUUUAAAAUUUGAACCUGGCCACGAUAGAGAUAUGGAAAAGAAGGAAAUUAGGAUGCCGAUUAAUAGAGGAAUAGCUGGUCAUGUGGCGUUGUCGGGAGAGACUAUGAAUAUACCUGAUGCUUAUUCUGAUUAUAGAUUUAACAGGGAAGUUGACGAAGCUACUGGUUACAAGACAAUAAGCAUCUUAUGCAUGCCUAUCAAAGUCGAAGGCAGAGUCAUCGGCGUCGUCCAAAUGGUUAACAAGCGGAACGAUGACAAUUUCGGGCAUGAAGAUGAAGUGUCAUUUGAGAUAUUCUCCACGUUUUUCGGACUAGCACUCCAUCAUGCCAGGCUAUACGAUAGGAUCAUGAGAAAAGAACAGAAGUAUAGAGUAGCUCUUGAAGUCCUAAGCUACCAUAAUACUUGCAGGGAGAAUGAGGUCACAGCUAUGCUAAGUGACCAAGAACCCAUAAAAGUAGACCUAGAUGACUUCUAUUUGGAUCCUUACAAAUUCAAUGAGUUUGAAAAGUGCAAAUGCGUGAUUAAGAUGUUCAGUGUCUUGUUCGACCUGGCCAGUUUUGAUAUUAGCACGUUAACCAGAUUCGUGUUGACAGUGAAGAAGAAUUAUAGAACGGUGCCGUACCAUAAUUUUGACCAUGGUUGGACUGUUGCCCACUCCAUGUAUGUGAUACUGAAGAAUGAUUACAGAAAUCGAUUUAAUUAUAAAAUGCGUCUAGCUCUCUUUGUGGCCUGUCUGUGUCAUGACUUAGACCACCGUGGGUACACCAAUAAGUAUAUGAGUGAAAUAGCUUCUCCCCUCGCGGCUAUGUACACCACGUCCACACUGGAACAUCACCAUUUUAACAUCACUGUUACCAUAUUACAACAGGAUGGCCACAACAUCUUCUCUCACAUUUCCAGCGAAGAUUACAAGGAAGUGCUGGGUUACAUCAGGCACUGCAUCCUGGCUACAGAUCUUGCUGCCUUCUUCCCCAACCUGGCCAAGAUCAAGCAGCUCCACGAAGGUGAUAUUCCUCAGUUCAACUGGGAUCUUCAUAGUCAUAGAGAGCUAGCCAUGGCGAUAUCGAUGACUGCAGCAGACCUGUCAGCUUCAGCCAAACCCUGGGACAUUCAAAUCAAGACCGUGAAGGUGAUCUUUGAGGAGUUCUACGAUCAGGGAGACAAGGAAAGAGCUGCAGGGAGGGAACCGAUCCCGAUGAUGGACAGGAAUAAGCCUGAUGAACAACCUUCUAGCCAGGUCGGUUUCCUCAGUCAAAUCUGCGUAGCUUGCUACAGCAUGCUGUACAGAAUACUACCAAACACAAGGCCUAUGUAUGCAAUGGCUUUGAAGAACUUAGAGAGAUGGAAGGCAAGAGCGGAGAGAAUAAAAAGAAAGCAGUCGAAAAUAGAAGCUGAAAUUGAAUCCAACACUGAUGAAGACUCUGAACCUACUGGCAUUAUAGACAAUGUAGAAGAAAGCGUACCUAAACUUAAGAUAAAAGAAGAAGCAGUUUCAGUAGUGGAUGUUAUGCAUGAAUCUGUGUCUUGGGAAGAAGAUGAAGAAGAGAUAAUUGAUAAUGAGAUGACAAAGAGUGGGAUCUGGAAAGACAUUAAUGGAGUCACGUGGAUUGAUGAAGAAGGAGUAGUCGUCAGAGAGAGUGUUUUAAAAGCUAUUGUUAAUAAAGAAAAUUGUGAAGAACAAUGA